Molecule: messenger RNA, 2014 nt
Organism: Lytechinus variegatus (green sea urchin)
Lineage: Eukaryota; Metazoa; Echinodermata; Echinoidea; Temnopleuroida; Toxopneustidae
Exons: 2
Coding region: 625-1611 (328 amino acids)
Source: RefSeq, a predicted model, not a curated record
UCUUCUACUUGACCGAAUGGGUUAUCUGGAGCUAAUCUCCUACUUGUAACUGAAUAGGACAAGUAAUGAAUAGGGUAAUUUCCUCAUCCCAAAUGAAUAGGACAAGUAAUGAAUAGAGUAAUAUCCUCAUCCUAGAUGAAUAGGACAAGUAAUGAAUAGGAUAAUUUCCUCAUCCUAGAUGAAUAGGACAAGUAAUGAAUAGGGCCAUCUCCUCCUCAAUGAAUGGGAUAAUCUCCUACUUGACCAAAAAUCUCCUACUUGUUAUUGAAUAGGACAAGUAAUGAAUAGGGUACAGAUUAGGUGGCGGAUGAAGACAAUAGAGGUGAUGCACAAAAGAAGCAUCUUUGGAUAAACAGGUACCUCUCUGAGAAUGACAUGUGUCACUCUGAGGGUCUUCCUUCUAUCUCAUCCCCCUUUGCGAUGAACGUGAUUGGUCAAUGAUUAAAGGAUCGUGUUUUUAUUGGUCACUGCACAUAGCUCAUAGAGUUAUGUAAUGAAGAUAAUAUAAAUAGAGAGACACGAAGGUGAAGAUGAAUAAUUGCAUUUAGUUGCAUCCAGAUCUUGAACCACGCCGAUACUCUUUUUGCGUAUCAGCUACUACUCUGCAUUUUACAUCAAGAAAACAUGGCUUUCAAUACACCCAAGUCGUUUACUUCAGCUGUUACAAAUGAUAGCAUCUUGAACACCCCUCCAACAGCCAGACUAUUGCCAGAGAACAUGGCUGAAGAUGUUCUGUCACCUGCUAGUUUUUCACUGGAUACUACAUCUACCCCGAUAGAGCAGAAGAAGCUAAGUGCACCUACACCUCCAGGACUCUGUGCUUUGAGAGCCUGUGUUGCUGAUCUGGAUCAACAACUCUCAAUUCCAUCAUUGGGACACCCCUCGCCCUCUUCCCCCGAACCAGUGAUUGUGAUCGAUGACGACGAAACAGAACCACUUGCCUCUGGUCUGUCACCUCAAACACCGAUGGUCAUCAAUAUACCUGACGAUUCUCCACCACCAGCCCCGUUUACACGUCGCCUAAGGAGACAAAAUGCCGUCAUAGACUUAACAUUGCCUAGUACCACUCCCGUCACAAGACCAAAGGUGUCAGCGCACACGGCCCUCUUGCACGAGUUACAGUCGUUACGCCGUCGUCUAAACUACGACGAGGAGGAGGAAACAUACGUUAUCAUGGAGGAGGAUGAUCUAGAAACAGAUGUUACCAUGGAGGAAGAGGAUACGGAGAUGGAGCAGGGAGACAAUCCGGUGAGAAUUGACAAUUUACCCGUUUCACCCGUACUAAUGGCAGUCAAAGCAUUGGCAGGCAUAAUAAAUGAAGUCGUACACGAAUCCUGCGAUGGCUGUACUCGAAAUUACCCCAGUCAAAUGGAUCAUGAAGACUGUAUGUGGUUGGAAUGGCCACAAAAGGUUGAUAAAUAUUUUGAUAGAGCAAUUUCAAAAUUAGACGAGUCCCGGUUCUUUCAGUUUUUCAAUCAAGUUUAUAAUGUUCAAGUUUUGUUUGAGGAAGAACAGGAUUUAUGUGUGGGGGAAGCUAGCGAAUUCUAUCACGUUGAACUCCCUAAAAGGGGAGUUCAAAUGCAUGUAAAAUCCAAAAUGAGAGAAAUGUAAGAAUGUUUGCAAAAAAAAGAAGAUAUUUAACCUAAAGGCAAAAACGCAAAAACAGCAAAUAAAGUAGGAAAUUUUAGGGAGUUUACGGUAGCUUUUCCCACACAUAAAUCAUGCUCUUCCUCAGCAAAUAAAGGAAAUGUGAUAUAUUUUGAGAUUAUUUGCAAUGUUGAAUUUUAUUUUAUUUUAUUCCUUGCAGUUCUAUUAAGUUGUAAAACUUACAUUCUGGCUUGGUUUUUAAGUAAUUUUGUUUGUAUGGUAUUUUAGAAAACUAUUUCAGAAGAAAGUGAUGUAAUCAAACUACGGCGAUCUAUGUUACUUUUCCUCUAUCAAAUUUUAAAACAUGAACUUUUUUUGUUAAUUGUAAGUUUUGCCAAAAUGUUUCUUUGAAAAUAGAGUUUAUAUU